Falco peregrinus (peregrine falcon) is the source of this 3822-nucleotide messenger RNA. RefSeq names its product ubiquitin associated protein 1 (gene UBAP1). The record is from RefSeq and is a predicted model, not a curated record. NCBI's taxonomy places the organism in Eukaryota, Metazoa, Chordata, Aves, Falconiformes, Falconidae. The transcript is spliced from 8 exons. Gene Ontology annotation, molecular function: ubiquitin binding. Bases 201 to 1766 code for a protein of 521 amino acids. Gene Ontology annotation, cellular component: ESCRT I complex. Gene Ontology annotation, biological process: ubiquitin-dependent protein catabolic process via the multivesicular body sorting pathway.
UGGCGGCGUGACGUCUGCUCGCCGCCGGGGAAGCGAGGCGAGGCGGAGGAGAGGCAGAUAAGAUGGCGUCGCCCGGUCGUGGGGUCGGAGGUGGCGACGCUGUGCGGGUUUCGUAGGGGCGGGCGGUGGUCGGUGGUCAGUGACCGCAGGGAUAGCCGGAGCUGCCAGCCAGGGGCCGCCAGGCACCGCGCAGGUUCUAAAUGGCUUCUAAGAAGUUGGGUGCUGACUCGCACGGGCCUUUCAGUUAUCUUGAUGAUGUCCCAUUUAAGAUAGGAGACAAAUUCAAAACCCCAGCGAAGGUUGGAUUACCCAUUGGUUUCUGCCUGCCUGAUUCUUCUCAGCUUGUCAGAGGAGCCCAGUAUGACUUCUCACUGGAAAAGAAAACAAUUGAGUGGGCUGAAGAUACCAAAAAAAUUCAAGCUGCCCAGAGAGAAGCUGAACGCAAGGCAGAGGAAGCACUAGCAAACUCAAAAGUAGUUCCAGAGGUCAGCGACAAAAUGGGGUUCUCAGAGGUACCUUGCCCUGAGUCCAUGCCGCCUCCCAUUAACCCCAUCCUCGCUAGCCUGCAGCACAAUAAUAUUCUUACUCCCACACCAGCCAACAGCAGCGCUGUGAAGCAAAAGGUUCUCAGUCCACCUUGUCCAAAAGCAGACUUCAACCCAGCUGAUUUUGAAUGUGAAGAAGACCCAUUUGACAAACUGGAAUUAAAAACUAUCAAUGAUAAGGAGGAAUUAAAAAAUAUUCUUGAAAUUCACGUUGGUACUACUGGGCCAAUUGUUGCCCAGCUGUUAGAUAAUACUUUGCCCAAAGGAGGGUCUGAGGCUGUGUUGCAAGAUGAGGAAGUUCUGGCAUCCAUAGAAAGGGCCACGUUGGACUUCAAGCCCCUUCACAAACCCAAUGGCUUUAUCACUUUACCGCAGUUGGGAAACUGUGAAAAGAUGUCCUUGUCUUCCAAAGUGUCCCUGUCCCCUAUCACUUCAGUGAGCAAUAUCAAAUCCCUGUCCUUUCCUAAACUUGACUCUGAUGAUAGUGACCAAAAAUCAUCAAAGCUUGCAAGCACUUUCCACAGCACUACCUGUCUCCGCAAUGGCACUUUGCUCAGCUCUUUGCAGACCUGUGCUCAGAGUAAAGCGAGUGAACUGAAUGGACACCAUAUGGUUGGUCUUUCUGUUCUAAAUGAGGACAGUGGCAUGGAGACAUCAACAUUAUCCUCUUCAUCCAGGCUGCCUUCCCUGGCUGUGUCAACAGCUUAUACAAAAGAAGAAUCAUCUCAAAGCACAGCGACUAUGGUACACCCAGACCACAAGGAAGCAGAAAUCCCUGUGGUAACGCACCAAAAUUUCACAGUGUCUAAAGUGCCCAAUAACACCAACUGCACAAAGUGGUCGGGUGGCCUCGCCCCUGAGCUACAACAGGUCCUUUCUGCUAGCGAGAGGCAGUGCGUAGAGACAGUUGUCAACAUGGGGUACUCACCUGAGAAUGUCCUGAAAGCCAUGAAGAAGAAGGGACAGGACAUAGACCAGGUUUUGGAUUACCUGUUUGCACAUGGACAGCUUUGUGAGAAGGGCUUUGAUCCACUUCUUGUUGAAGCAGCUUUGGAGAUGUACCAGUGCUCAGAGGAGAAGAUCACAGAACUUCUCCAGCUAAUGAGCCAAUUUAAAGAAAUGGGCUUUGAAAUAAAAGACAUUAAGGAGGUCUUAUUAUUGCAUAACAAUGACCAAGACGAUGCUUUGGAAGAUCUAAUGGCCCGUGCAGGAGCCAGCUGAAAACACAUUCCUGGGUUCUCAGCUGCGAUGGAGCAGGACCAGCCCCACCACCUUCACAUCCAGUGUGACUUGCUCUCGGCAGGAAGGAGCCCGGCCUUUCACAUACAUGGGAGAGUGACUGAGCAAGCCUGCCCACAUGCAUCACUCCAGCAUUUCUCUUUCAACUGAAAGCAACUUUCUUUCUUAAAUUAAAAUUUUAAAGUGUCCUUUCCUAAGUUUCCUUUUUCCAGCUUGGCCACGGAGAGUUCAGACUACCCAGCCUCUACUGGAAUUGUACAUAGGUAGAGACGGGAGUGGUUCCCCCCCCUCACUGUUGCACUGGAGUUGGACAGAAGAAUAUUAAGUUGGUUCUGAAACUAGGAUGCUUUGGUUCUUUGAAGCUGCUUUCAUGGUGUCUUGUCUGCUUGUACUGAAUUACUUGACUGUGUCACAGUCCAGAUUAACUGGUUACAUUUGACCUUUAGUGCAAUGGAGUUUUAUUUUUUGGUUGAAAGUUAGUAACUUAGUAAAACACUGGUUCAGAAACUGCCGCUAUGCAUAAAGAGAGAAGCUCUUCCUCCUGUGUGGUUUUGGUUUUUGUGGGGUUUGGUCUUUUUUUUUUUUUUUUUUCCACCCAUGCAUCCAACAACAUCCAACAAGGCCAGACAUGAGUGUCCAGUGCUGAAUGGUGUGUAAGUUCUCUUGAAACAGGUAAGCUGUGAACACUGCCUGGACCUGCAGCUUGUGUUGGUUCUGGAACCUGAAGGCAGAGAGCUGGGGUCUCUGUAAUAUUAAUUCCCCCAGGCCCGUAGGAUAUUUAAGACAAUGUGAUGCUAGGAAGUCAGUUAUCUUUUUGUUUUAAAUACUACUCAGUGUGAUGCAGGAGGUUUCUUUCAAGCACUUUCUUUAAAACAAAUAUACUCACUGCAUUAGUUCCAUUUCUCACACUGCUAUAGAAUUACAUGAUAACAUCUAGUACUAGAAUCAGGUUUUGGGUUGGUUUUGAUAGUUCAAAGUAUUACACUGUACAAUGUUCAAAUUCUAAAUACAUGAAGUAUCAGCAGUCUUGAGGAAGUUUACUGAAGUAAUUUGCUAAGUAUUUUGAAUCUGCAGAAGAAUAACUAAUAAAACCCUCAAAUAUAACUCCCAGUGUCAUGGUUCCCAUCUCUCAUGCCCUUUGGCUUCAGCAGAUGAAGAACUUGCUGGAUCCUGCCUGCCCAGGUGCUGCCUGCACCCGUAGGCACGUGUGAACACUGUGUGUUGGGCAGAACAACCAGAGGUCUCUGGGCAGGUGGCUGCGGUGCUAGAACAUGCUUCUUUUUUCGGUGGCUUAUUUUUGUUUGAUUGCAAAAGCCAAGCCGAAGAAUCCAAAGUCCUAUUACAGCAUGGAACUGGGAGCACUGGACUUCAUGAGGGGAAGACAGCUCAGCUGGUUCCCUGUUUCGGUAGGUUUUUCAGUAGGUGGUUUUAGCUCAUCAGGACCCCAAAGGAGAUGCCGUUUAUCUCAGUUAUGUUUUUUAUAUGACCAGAACAUCUAAUUUGGAUCCAGUGUUAACUCCUGGAAUUUUCUGUGAGGUGCUCAACUAUAUUAAUUAAAUACCUUUACUUAAAAAAAAGAUGCUGAGGGGUGAUGUAGCUGGCAAGUAUCUAGGAGAUGUAGAGAUGGAUGAGUAGAACCAGGGCAGAUUGCCUUGCAUCAUAUCCUGUAGCACUGAGCUGCACCGGCUUCUGGUGGUGGAGUGAAAUUAAAGUGUUGGCCUAAGAAGGCUGUUCAGCAGCUGCUGCCUCUGUGGGUGCAGGUAAAGCAGUUGCCCAGUGUUCCUGCCCAGGUGAGAAAUGGGACAGUUUGAAAGAAGGAAACGGGGUUCCUGAUUAAUCGGAAAAGUUGAAAACUAAACUGCUUUACUGUUACUGCUGAGAGCAUUCAGUUGUGUUGCUCGUUUUGGUUUCCUCAGAAUUAACAUCUGAACAAGUCCUUGCCUGGUACUAGAUAGUCAUGAAGGGGCAGGAAGUCUUGCUAGCAAAGAAACAACUAUUUAGACCAAACCUGUGAAUAAACUAAUUCUCUUUGAUUGUG